Molecule: messenger RNA, 2554 nt
Organism: Gossypium raimondii (Peruvian cotton)
Lineage: Eukaryota; Viridiplantae; Streptophyta; Magnoliopsida; Malvales; Malvaceae
Product: kinesin-like protein KIN-14N
Exons: 17
Coding region: 127-2535 (802 amino acids)
Biological process (GO): microtubule-based movement
Molecular function (GO): ATP binding; microtubule binding; microtubule motor activity
Source: RefSeq, a predicted model, not a curated record
AGCAACGGCUGCGAUGCACGAUUGGUAGCUUUGAAUGCAAUUCAUGGCCCUACUUUGCUAGACCCAAAAAUUUACUGCCUCCAACAUCUUACAGCUUCUCAUUCUCUCUCUUUUUCUGCUUCAAAAAUGGGUUCAAAGAACCAGAACAAACCUCCAUUUCAACAUAACACUACUCUCACAACUACUUCCACUAUCACCCCAAGCUCUUUAAAAAAGAAAUACAUUGCUGAUGUGGUGAGUGAAGAUAAGGGACAAAGGCUUGGAUUUGAAAAAAUGGUUGGCACUGCAAAUAAUGGUAGGCUCAGACUAGCUUUCUCACUUGUAAAUGGCUCCCAAGAUCUUGACCUCAGUAGCGCACCUGCGAGUAAUGCGGGUUCAGAAUGUGGUGGCAUUGAGUUCACUAGAGAGGAUGUGGAAGCAUUAGUGAAUGAGAAAAUGAAGUACAAGAACAAAUUUAACUAUAAGGAGAGAUGUGAGAAUAUGAUGGAGUAUAUAAAGAGACUUAGGCUAUGCAUUAAGUGGUUCCAAGAACUUGAGGGAGAGUAUGCAUUUGAGCAAGAGAAAUUAAGAAAUGCUUCGGAAUUGACUGAGAGAAGAUGCUCUGAAAUGGAGGUGGCUCUAAACAACAAGGAGGAAGAACUUAAUUUGAUUAUUUUGGAGCUUAGAAAAAGCUUGGCUUCCUUACAAGAUAAGCUCGCAAAAGAAGAAUCAGAGAAGAAGGCUGCAGUAGAUUCACUUACUAAAGAAAAAGAAGCUCGAACUAGUAUUGAAAGGUCACAAGCUUCUCUUUCAGAAGAGCUCGAGAAAGUUCAAGGCGAGCUUGAUGGUGCCAAUCAAAGGAUAGCAUCAAUUAAUGAUAUGUACAAGCUACUACAAGAGUACAACUCGAGUUUACAGUUAUACAACAGUAAACUCCAGACAGAUCUUGAUACAGCUCAUGAAACCAUUAAGCGAGGAGAGAAAGAGAGAUCAGCCAUAGUGGAGAAUCUUCACACCUUAAGGGGUCAACAUAAAUCAUUGCAAGAUCAACUUAUGUCAUCUAUAGCUUCCCAAGAUGAAGUUAUGAAGCAGAAAGAUGCUUUGCUGAAUGAAGUUGCAUGCCUUAGAAUGGAGUUACACCAGACCCGAGAAGAUCGUGAACACUAUCAACAGCAAGUGCAAAGUCUAGCUGCUGAAGUAUCGAAAUACAAAGAGUUGGCUACCAAUUCAAGCGAAUUAGAGGAAAAAUGCUUGUCACAAGGCAAUCAAAUACAAAUUUUGCACGACCAACUAGCAGUUGCAGAGAGGAAAUUACAGAUGUCUGAUAUGUCCAUAUUCGAGACAAGAAAUGAAUUUGAAGGGCAAAAGAAACUCAUUGAGGAGUUGCAGAAUCGCUUGGAAGAUGCAGAAUUUAAGCUUAUAGAAGGGGAAAAGCUGCGUAAGAAGUUGCAUAAUACUAUAUUGGAAUUGAAAGGGAACAUCCGUGUAUUUUGUAGAGUGCGGCCUCAAUUGCCUGAUGACAGUUCAAGUAAUCAGGCAAAGGUUUUCUCUUAUCCCACGUCAAUGGAAUAUCUGGGACGUGGCAUUGACAUGACACAAAAUGCGCAAAAGCAUUCUUUCACUUUUGACAAAGUAUUUAUGCCUGAUGCAUCACAAGAGGAAGUUUUUGUAGAAAUAUCACAACUUGUCCAAAGUGCUCUUGACGGUUACAAGGUUUGCAUUUUUGCCUAUGGGCAAACAGGUUCGGGUAAAACCUAUACCAUGAUGGGAAAACCAGGUCAACCAGAUGAGAAGGGAUUAAUACCACGCUCAUUAGAGCAAAUAUUUCAAACUAAGCAAGCACUUCAACCUCAAGGCUGGAGAUAUGAAAUGCAGGUCUCCAUGUUAGAAAUAUACAAUGAAACCAUUCGUGAUUUAUUAUCAACAAACAAGGAUGCAUCACGAAUCGAAAAUGGUGUUGCUGGAAAGCAAUAUACUAUUAAACAUGAUGCAAAUGGAAACACACAAGUUUCAGAUCUUACUAUUGUGGAUGUUCAAAGUAGCAGAGAGGUCAAGUAUCUUUUAGACCGAGCUGCUCAUAGCAGAUCUGUUGGAAAAACUCAAAUGAAUGAACAAUCAUCAAGAAGUCAUUUUGUUUUCACUAUGCGAAUAACUGGUGUUAAUGAGAGCACAGAACAACAAGUACAAGGUGUCUUGAAUCUGAUUGAUCUUGCUGGAAGUGAGCGUCUUUCCAAGAGUGGCUCAACAGGGGACCGAUUAAAGGAGACUCAAGCAAUUAAUAAAAGUCUAUCAUCUUUAGCUGAUGUUAUAUUUGCAUUGGCAAAGAAGGAGGAUCAUGUACCAUUUAGAAACUCCAAGCUCACUUAUCUUCUUCAGCCCUGUCUAGGUGGAGACUCAAAGACUUUAAUGUUUGUAAAUAUAUCUCCUGAACCCUCCUCGGCAGGUGAGUCCCUCUGCUCGUUGCGUUUCGCAGCCAGGGUAAAUGCUUGCGAGAUAGGUACUCCACGACGACAACUCAACAUGAGGACUUCAGAAUCUCGUUUGAGCUACGGCUGAUUCUUCUCUUUUUUUUUUU